GAACUCUCCGCUUCUCAACGACGUUUGCAAGAGUCUCAGGCUAAUUCAAAUAGGCUAUCGCCUCACUUUUGUAUUGAAGGUGCUUGGGGUCCUUACAUACCAGGCCAAAAUUGGUGCGGGCAGCGGCACUGCAUAGCUCUGCUUGCUGCGAACGAUACCAGCUACUAAUCAGCCGUCUUUCCACUCUUCGUUCUUUUCCCAAUUUCUGUCCUGCCGUGCUGGUUCUCGGUCCUAGGAUCCUUUCACGAUACCCCUGGUCACUAAUUUACCAUCUCAAUGUCUUUGUUCAAGCGGCAUCCACCGCCGUCUGACAUUGACGAGAAUGAUACCAUAGACCCACAACUCCGUCUCCGCACAGUGCGCACAGCAGCUUCUACUAUUGCAGAAUCCAUACGCUCAGAAAUUAAAGCGCGCAAGAGAUGGAGAACCACCCAGAAGAGAUCCUUGUUUUUUCGCAAGAAUGCAAAGAAACCAAAGACUUCAGAACCAGGCCCAUCAACGGCCCAAUCAGUUGAGGCCCCCUCAGCCCCGCAAUCGCGCAUUCAAGGCGCGCGGAGAAACAUAUACGUCAAUCAACCACUCUCUGCCAUGGAGUCAGACCAGCAUGGCGAACCACUCGCCCGUUAUGCACGGAACAAAGUUCGCACAAGCAGGUACACACUCUUGACCUUUCUGCCAAAGAACUUGUUUGAACAAUUUCACCGAAUUGCCAAUAUUUACUUUUUAGCGCUCGUCAUUUUUCAAUUUUUCUCCGUUUUCGGUGCAGCAUCGCCACAGACCGCGGCUCUCCCGUUGUUGUUCAUCUUGGUCGUGACAGCGGUCAAGGACGGUGUCGAGGAUUAUAGACGAGCCAAACUAGAUGAAGAAGUGAACACAUCUGCAGUAACGAGACUCGGGGAGUGGCGCAACGUAAACCAAGCCCUUGAUCCCCGACCAUGGUACCAACGGCUACUCCACAUAAAUGCUCCUGGAAAAAUCACUCGUGGAGUGCAGAAACUACGGGAGAAGGAAGCAGGCGAGGGAAAGCAGAUCAUCUUGAACAAGAGUGGUGAAGAUAGGGUCAGCAUGAGCACCACAGACAUGAACGAUAGCAUUACAGUCUUGGGCGGAUCUCACCCUCCUACAGGGGUAGGUGGCCGGCAACUGGAGGAUAUUGAAAGCAGUAUAGGCAGCGUGGAGUUGCAUACCUACCCUCCGGGGCUCCCAGAAAACGAGCUUAGAGGAUGGGAUCAACACAGUAUGUCCCUAUCAAACUAUAUGCAGUCGUCUCCUUCACGGUCAUCUCUGGGCGUGGUAGAUUGGAGCAGGCGCACAAACGGGACAGCCCGCUGGGAGAGGACGUUGUGGAAGAAGCUGGAGGUCGGCGACAUUGUGCUUCUACGGGAAGAUGAGCAGGUUCCUGCUGAUAUCGUCGUAUUGUCGACAUCUGAUGCAGAGGGACUGUGCUAUCUCGAAACCAAGAACCUUGACGGCGAAACAAACCUCAAGGUACGGAAGGCAAUACAGGCUACGGCAUCCCUCAGCUCAGAAGAAGACAUCGAAAAAUCCUCGUUUGUCCUCGAUUCAGAACCUCCGCACCAGAACUUGUACAUAUACAAUGGGGUCCUGCGAUAUACAGACGCUGCCACGCGCGAACCUCGUAGAGAGGGUGUCACUAUCAAUGAGCUACUCCUUCGCGGCUGCACCGUACGGAACACCGCAUGGAUCAUCGGACUAGUCGUCUUCACCGGCCAAGACACCAAGAUAUACUUGAACGGUGGACAGACCCCAUCCAAGCAAUCGAAGAUCGCGAAGGAGACAAACUUCAAUGUCAUAGUGAAUUUCCUAUUCUUGAUCAUCAUCUGUUCGAUAUCAGCGACCAUCAACGGGGUUAUGGAUGGGCUAACAGCCACAAGCACAUAUGUAUAUGAGCAAGGCGUCCAACCCACUAGUUCCAACGUACUCAACGCACUCGUUACUUUCGUGUCGUGUCUCAUCGCCUUUCAGAAUAUCGUCCCAGUCUCCCUGUUCAUCUCUAUCGAGAUCGUCAAGACCAUCCAAGCCUACUUCAUUGCUCAAGAUUUGGACAUGUACUACAAGCCCUUCAACACUGCAUGUGUCCCAAAGAACUGGGACCGGAACGCUGACGCAAACGUGAUGGAGUUCCAAAAAUGCUCGGUGCGCGGGGUCAUAUAUGGAGAGGGCGUUACAGAAGCGCAGCGUGGAGCUGCAACGAGGGAAGGCCGGGCUGAUGCAAUAGCACCAGAAGAGCUAGUGGAAAAGCUUGCAGUGCUCAAGGACACCAUGGUUGCCAAGCUGACCAAGCUAUUCAAGAACCGCUAUAUGCAGGUUGACAAACUCACGCUCGUGUCACCCAAGCUCGCAGAGGACCUCGCAGACCGCUCGACGGAACAAUUCUCCCACAUCGUCGCGUUUUUCCGUGCCUUGGCCGUGUGCCACUCAGUAUUGGCGGAUAAGCCCGAGCCGCAGGAGCGCCCUUAUCGCUUGGAGUAUAAGGCUGAGUCCCCUGAUGAGGCGGCGUUGGUUGCUGCUGCGCGGGAUGUGGGCUUUCCUUUUGUCGGCAAACACAAGGACACGAUUGACAUUGAAGUGCUUGGUCAACCUGAGCGGUUCACGCAUAUGAAGACGCUCGAGUUCACUAGCACACGUAAGCGCAUGAGCGUCAUCGUCCGUGCGUCAGAUGGACGCAUCAUCUUGUACUGCAAAGGGGCGGACAGCGUCAUAUACGAACGGCUUGCUGCGGAUGUGGACCCUGCUUUGAAGGAGAAGACGACCAAGGACAUGGACUUUUUUGCUAAUGGUGGUUUGCGCACACUCUGCAUUGGUUAUAGAGUGCUCGAGGAGGAUGAAUUCUUGCGGUGGCUGCGGACGUAUGAAGCUGCUCAGUCGACUGUCGACGACCGCGACGAAGCCAUUGAAAAUGCAGCGGCUGAGGUGGAACACUCGUUGCAGAUACUGGGCGCUACGGCUCUUGAGGACAAGCUGCAAGAAGGAGUACCGGAAGCUAUUGAAAUGCUCCAUCGCGCUGGAAUCAAGCUUUGGAUUCUCACAGGCGACAAGCUGCAGACCGCGAUCGAGAUUGGUUUCAGCUGCAACCUCCUGAAACAAGAUACUGAAAUCAUGAUCCUGUCUGCUGAUAGCCCCGAAAGCACUCUUGCUCAGAUAGAGGCGGGUCUCAACAAGAUUGCGUCGAUAUUGGGCCCUCCUACCUCGAAAACAAUGGAACGCGGGUUUGUCCUUGGUGCUAAGGUUUCCUUUGCGGUCGUUAUUGAUGGUGACACCCUACAUCACGCAUUGACGCCGGAUAUCAAGCCUUUGUUCCUGAACCUUGGUACCCAGUGCGAAACAGUCGUAUGCUGUCGUGUCUCGCCUGCCCAGAAGGCACUGACUGUGAAGCUGGUCAAGGAGGGUCGGAAGGCAAUGACGUUGUCUAUAGGAGAUGGCGCUAAUGACGUUGCAAUGAUUCAAGAAGCCAAUGUUGGUUGUGGUCUGCUUGGACAUGAAGGUUCACAAGCUGCUAUGUCUGCCGAUUAUGCCUUCGGUCAAUUCAGGUUUUUGACGAAGUUGCUGCUCGUCCAUGGGAGGUGGUCGUACCAGCGUAUUGCUGAUAUGCACAGUAAUUUCUUCUACAAGAAUGUCAUCUGGACGUUGGCCAUGUUUUGGUUUAUGCCGUUUUGCUACUUCGACGCAACCUAUUUAUAUGACUACAGCUUUAUUUUGUUUUACAACCUCAUCUUUACCUCACUGCCUGUCAUCGUCCUCGGAUCAUUCGAUCAAGAUAUCAAUGCAAAGGCUGCCCUUGCUUUCCCUCAGCUCUAUGUUCGCGGCAUCAGAGGCUUGGAGUACACGCGGACAAAGUUCUGGUUCUACAUGCUCGAUGGUCUUUACCAGUCUGCGGUGGUCUUCUUCAUUCCCUACUUGGUCUGGCAGCUUGGACUGGCCGUGGCGUCCAAUGGCAAAGGGAUUGAUUCUUUAGCGGACUUUGGGACAACCGUUGCGGUUGCUGCUAUCUUUGCAGCGAACACAUACGUCGGGAUGAAUACUCACUACUGGACCUCUAUCACUUGGGUCGUCGGUAUCGGAUCAUCUCUUGUCAUGCUCCUUUGGAUUGUGAUCUAUUCGUUCCUUCCGGUCAACACCUUCUUCUCUAAUACAGAUGGAUUUAUCGACGAGGUAGAGAUUCUCUUCUCCAAUGUCACAUUUUGGGCGACAGUUGUUUCUUCUCCGUUUUGGUGGCACUUGUUCUUUAAGUCGACAUAUAUGCCCUUGGAUAAAGACAUUAUUCGCGAGAUGUGGGUCGGAGGGGAUCUCAAGGACCGUCUGGGAAUCCGCCAUCGCAAGGAAUCGAAGAACAAACAUGUUGAUCUUGAGACUGCACCCAUGUUCCGCGAACCUCACGCUCGUUCAGCGUCAGAAUUAGUUCUGCAGCAAGGUUACGAACCAACGGUUACAAGAUCCCGCGCAGGUUCUGAUAGCAAGAAUCCUGACGAUAAUGGCGCAGAUGCUAUCGAACUGGUCCCCCAGGCCGCGUUACCAAAUCCCUACGCGGGGAAUGCUGUCUCACCCAAUACCUCUUACUACUCGGCAUCCGAUAUCCCCCUGCCCUCACCUAUACCACCCUCACUAUAUCAGUAUCCAUCAGGAGAAAUAAGCAACCAAGCACCAUUUGUCGCGCCGUCAAGCUCACGCCCCUCUCGUGAUUGGUCUCAAUCCCCUUCGCGUAUGCAGACUCCUCCACACCCUCAUUCCUUGGCACCUGGCCGACAAUCCCUUGUUCAGCUUCAACCAGAGGGACUUCAUGAUCACGAUGCUGGCGAGGGUCGGUAUCGACCAGAAGAAUCUGAUCAGGAAGAUCAGGCAGACGGCUCACUGGGGUGGGACACGCCGCGGGUUUUCUGA
Messenger RNA from Suillus subalutaceus, 4899 nucleotides. RefSeq lists its product as uncharacterized. Gene Ontology annotation, molecular function: ATPase-coupled intramembrane lipid carrier activity; magnesium ion binding; ATP binding. The coding region runs from base 277 to 4899 and encodes 1540 amino acids. Lineage: Eukaryota; Fungi; Basidiomycota; Agaricomycetes; Boletales; Suillaceae. The transcript is spliced from 13 exons. The record is from RefSeq and is a predicted model, not a curated record. Gene Ontology annotation, biological process: phospholipid translocation. Gene Ontology annotation, cellular component: plasma membrane.